Messenger RNA from Exophiala mesophila, 1319 nucleotides. RefSeq lists its product as uncharacterized. The record is from RefSeq and is a predicted model, not a curated record. Lineage: Eukaryota; Fungi; Ascomycota; Eurotiomycetes; Chaetothyriales; Herpotrichiellaceae. Bases 36 to 1199 code for a protein of 387 amino acids. The transcript has 3 exons. Gene Ontology annotation, cellular component: cytoplasm.
CCCUUCCACUCCACCAGUAUCUCCUUCUCGUGGCUAUGGACGAGGAUGAUGUUCCAGAACUUGUUGAUGUCAGCAAGCUUGGCGAUCCGGGCUCCCUCCAGCGAAGCCAGCCACCCGUCAAGAAGGUCCCCAUAACCAUCGUUACAGGGUACCUGGGCGCCGGCAAAACAACUCUGUUAAACUAUAUACUGACUGCCGAACAUGGAAAGAAGAUCGCCGUCAUUCUAAAUGAAUUUGGAAAUACUGCCGACAUCGAGAAAUCCCUCACAGUAUCUCAAGACUCACAAUCGACAACAGAAUGGAUUCCUCUCCAAAACGGCUGUAUAUGCUGUUCCGUCAAGGACUCGGGCGUUGCCGCCCUAGAGUCUCUCGUCGAACGUCAGAAGGAUUUUGACUAUAUUCUGUUAGAGACGACCGGCGUCGCCGACCCGGGGAAUAUAGCUCCAAUGUUCUGGCUCGAUGAGGGCCUAGGAAGCAGCAUCUAUCUUGAUGGCAUCGUCACUGUGGUCGACGCCAAGAAUAUCCUAAGGAGCCUCGAUGAACCCGCCCCAGAAGAGAUACCAGAAUCCGAGAACGAGCAUCAGCACGACCAGCCCCUCUUGACCACGGCUCACCUUCAAAUAUCGCAUGCCGAUGUCAUCAUCCUUAAUAAAACCGACCUCAUCACCCCAAGCCAACUAUCUGUUGUCCAGGAACGUCUCUCUUCGAUCAAUAGCCUGGCCAAGCUCAUUCUAACGUCCCAUUCGCGCGUCGAUUUGCUAUCCGGCACUGUCCUCGACUUGCUUGCCUACGAUAGCUUCCCAUCCACUACUCCAGGUCCCGACUUUUCGUCCAAAGGUCACUCUCAUCUCGACCCCACUAUCUCAACCCUCACUCUUCCCUUGCCCGUCUUUGACAUUCAGAAACUCCCAGUCUUGCAUGCCUGGCUUGAGACCAUCCUCUGGGAAUCAGACGACCGACAGGUAGGCCAGGAUCGAAAGUACGAGGUCCACAGAACAAAGGGUCUCAUUCCGCUCAACGACGGCACCGUGCGAGUGGUGCAGGGCGUUCGGGAAAUAUUUGAGAUCAUUGAACCUCCGCAUACGGAUUCCAGCAGCUCAGCCAAGUCUCACGGGGGAGAUCCGCCUGUCGACGGAAAAUUGGUCUUUAUCGGGAGAAACCUAGACUUGCUCAGUAGCCCUGAUUUUCCAAAAGCUUGACCACGAGGAUGCGGUUUCUAAUCUCAAAUCCCUCCAUCUAAGCUGGAAAGAGAUCAUCUGGUCAAUAACUCGAGCCGAAUAACAUUCUUAAUCCCCAGAGGAAAACUAUGAGAUAAGUUC